CUCUGUCUCUCUAGCACAACUCUCUGUCUCUCUCUUUGCUCUGUUUCUCAUAGCGCAGCUGUCUCUCUCUAGCUUCGUUAUGUCCCUUUCUCCCCUAUUCGAUCUCUUGCUCUCUGUUUGGAAUCGCGAACCCCUCCCUUUAGCUAUGUCUUCUGAAUAGCUGCUUGCAACCUUGAAGCUCUACUGGAUUGCCGACCUCGAAAAGAAAUGGAGACAAUUGUUAUUCUCGUGUGCUACAAUGGAAAAUGGGUCACCUCGAAGAAGAUGUGCAAAUACGAAGGGGGUGACUCAAAAGGCUUAAUAGUUCCACGGACCAUCAAUUUUGCUGAACUGUUGGACCGUGUGCAUCAGAUUGGUAAUACAAACAGCAGGGAAGACAAGGUUUGCUUAAAAUUCUCAGUUUUGGUGGCCUCGAAUGAGUGGAAGUGCAUAAAGAUUGAGGACGAUGAUGAUGUCAAUUUUUUUAUGAAGUACAAUUCCGAGGUAACACCUUCAAAACUAGCUCCCUUACUCAUGAGUAUAGAAGAUAAAGGACUGACAAAUGAUGUAGUUCAUAGUAUGCAUAUCACGACAGAUAGUAGUCGGAUGGGUCAUUCUUCAGUUGCCAUUGUUGAAAGCAAUGAAGUAACUUGGAAUAAUACAAAUGUCACUGAUUUGGGAGGUGAAGUAGGGACAGAUUUUAUGGAUAUGAUUGAUUUUAGCGAGGUGGAGGAGAUGCAUGGUGGUGAUAAUGGUACUGAAAGAAAUGAAGUGUAAGUGUACUCUGCCCCUCCUAAUUUGGGGUGCUUGAACACAGCUGCCCAGUUGCCAAAAAUACGUUUAGGAGGAGAAUCUGAACCCACUCGUCAACAUUAUUUUUGCCCAGUUGCCAAAAAUACAUAGAGAUACAAUUUUAUUGUUGUUAAUGUCAUGUUGUACUGCUGUAACUUACAGCCAAGGAGUUAAUGGUGUAGUUUUGAAUCCCAUCAAUUUAAUGCACCAACACAAAACCCAAUUUACCUCAUAUAAGUUCGUACAUAUAACUGAACCUUCCUAUAUAGAACUGCAACAGAGGCACCUUCUUAACGGGAAAGGUAAUUAGUCUUACUGAAAGGCAAAUAUUCUCCACUCAACCUAACCAUAUAGUCGUUUACAACUGGAGACUGAAUGUACCUCUAUUUGUUUGGUUGCAGGCAACAGCUGUGAAUUGUCCCCAGUAAUACUUCAACAUGUCAGAUGUACGCCCUCCUAACGAGCAUGUGAGUUACCCGGGGGACCAGCCCUGGCAUGUGCCAUUCCCAUCUCCACCUCGGACUCCCAAUCAUGAUCCCACUUCAUCUGGAAGUGAGGCUGACACUCAUGAUCCGCUUGA
Messenger RNA from Prunus persica (peach), 1351 nucleotides. RefSeq lists its product as uncharacterized. The record is from RefSeq and is a predicted model, not a curated record. The transcript has 2 exons. Bases 208 to 756 code for a protein of 182 amino acids. Lineage: Eukaryota; Viridiplantae; Streptophyta; Magnoliopsida; Rosales; Rosaceae.